CAGGCGAUCUUAAAGCUGUUGAGUUGGCUGGAAAAUUAAAAAAAAAAAAUCAAUCCAGAAGGAAUCCAGGAAACCAUAGCCACACCGUUGUCCUAAAAACAACAGGACACAAAGAGGUAUUUAUUUUUUUGAAAACUUUUUAUAUAGCAGGGAAGUUUAAAAAGUUGCAUUGAAAGAUGGCGGCUCCUAAUUGGAUAAGACUGCCCCCUUCAUCUGCAUAGCUCCGCCCUUGAAAAGUGACCCAUUUAGGGAAACAGAUGCUGCCCUGUUACCACCCCUGUGGGGGAGACAAUUUGCUAUAAGCCCUUGAGGUCCAUUUUUUCUUGGUUAUUAUUAUUAUAUAUAUAUAUUUGGGGGGGGUUGGUUUUGUUUUCCUUCUGGGAAAUUUGCAAGUUUCAAAUGUCCGUGGAUUUGAUUUCAUAAGGUUGUGCAAGGCAGCCCAAUUUUAUGAGGGGGGGGGACAGACAGCGGGGUCCAGGGGAAAGGAUGCAAAGAAGGAAUUUCUCUCUUCUCGCCCCCCCCAUAUAUAUAUUUUAAACUCAAUAAGUGGGUUGGCUUUCCUCUAAUUUAACUCUUCCUCUUUCCAAAUUGGGAGGGGGAGUUGAAAUGGGGAGAAGGGCAGGUUGAGGGGAGGCGAAAGAGGGGGAAGGCGGCUGAGGAAGUUUAUGGACUCCAAGAAGGGCUGUGUCAGUCAGUUUCAGGCGAAAACAGCACAGCGACAGGGGAUGGGUCAAUUUCAACUUGGAUAGAAAAAAACAAAGUUUGGUUCCAACUUUUGACCCAAGGGAAGUUUUCUGGAGCUGUGGCGACGGUGCGCUGGGGAGGAUGGGGGGUGAGCGGGGGAUAGAUCCUGAGUAAAAAGUUUGGAGAAGUUCUUUCUCUCGCUGGUCCACAAGCUUACACAGGAGAGACCUGCAGAGAGAGAGAGAGUGAAAGAAACAAAAAGAGAGAAAGAAAGAAAGAAAGAAAGAAAGAAAGAAAGAAAGAAAGAAAGAAAGAAAGAGGAAGGAAGGAAGGAAGGAAGGAAAGAAAGAAAGAGAAAGAAAGAAAAAGAAAGAAAGAAAGAAAGAAAAAAAGAAAGAAAGAAAGAAAGGAAGAAAGAAAGAAAGGAAGAAAGAAAGAAAGAAAGAAACGGAAUAUAAUAAGGACUCCCACACACCCUCAGAAGCAGGCCCACACAAACACACAUACACGCGCACACCCCACCGGGGAAACGUAGGAGGAGGAAGAAAGGGGGGGAGGGUGGAAAUCAAAGCAGAGGGGAAAGUUUUUGGGGGGGCCGGUGAGUUGCUUUGGGGGGAGCCAAGGGAGGCUCGCCAGAUCGCAGCUCCUGGCCGGCCGGCCGGGCGGGGGUCUUCUGCCCCACAAGCUGGAUCCGGGCGCGAUGGAAGCGGUGGCCGCCUUCGGGAUGGACAAGCAAUUCGUCCCCAACCCGGUCCGGAUCCUGGAGCCUGCAGACAACCCCCAGGCGCGCAAGAACUUCAGCGUCAGCCACCUCUUGGACCUGGAGGAAGCGGCCGUCGGCAUGAACGGGACGCCCCGGGAAAGCGGCGCGGAGGCUCGGGAGGGCGGCAAGGGGGCUUUCGAGCCCUCCGGGGGCAGCAGCGGCAGCGAAGCAGGAGGACGAGGCGGAGGAGGCGCGCUGCGGGAAGGGGAAAGCCUGAGUCCAGCCCACUCCUCCUCCUCCAAACGGAAGAAGAAACAGCGGAGGAACCGGACCACCUUCAACAGCAGCCAACUGCAAGCUCUAGAACGAGUCUUUGAGAGGACGCAUUAUCCAGAUGCUUUUGUGCGGGAGGAGCUGGCCCGAAGGGUCAGUCUUAGUGAAGCCAGAGUCCAGGUCUGGUUUCAGAACCGGAGAGCAAAAUUUCGCCGGAACGAGAGAGCGAUGUUGGCCAACCGGUCGGUAUCGCUCCUCAAAUCCUACACCCAAGACACAGCCAUUGAGCAGCCUGUGGCUCCCCGGCCCACCACCCUCAGCCCCGACUAUCUAUCGUGGUCAGCCACCCCCCCCUACAGCAACACGAUGCCUUCAUACAGUUCCAGCACUUCCAGCACCCCCACCCCGGGCGUCAACAUGGCCAACAGCAUUGCCAGCUUGCGCCUGAAAGCCAAAGAGUUCAGCCUCCACCAGAACCAGGUGCCCACUGUGAACUGACGUGCUCACCCUUUCUCGAUGGUCAACAGCAACCUUGGCAAUCUCCACCAUUCAAGACUUCGGGGAUAUUCACGGUCCAUCAGGGCUCAAGACUCUUCCCCUGCCCCCCAGCGUCUCCUUCCCUUGAAGACCACAGGAGAGAGCAUCAACCAACUUGAGAAACUUCUUGAAGCUCCCUUGGGGAGGAGGCGUUGCCCAGCCUCUUCAAGAUCAUGAUGGUGGACCAUGGUGGUGGACCAUGACUUCUUCAAGGAAGAGCAAAUGAUCCAGAAGACGUGGCCAUCCAGAAAUGAAGAUAUGGAACUUGGAGAGCUUUCCCGCUUGGGUUGGAAGCUCAAAGAUCUAACUCUUCAAGAACAUUUUGGCUUCAAGAACCCAAAUAUAAUCUGGUUAUUUCAUGGUCUUUUCAACCCCGAUUAUCUCAUCCUUUCCUGGGGAUGGUGACCUUGGAGCCACCAAGAUUUGGCAUGGAGCAGUUUUUAUUCCAAAUUGGGGAGGGGGGGGGAACGUCUCUCCUGUAGAGGUUUCUUUGUCCUUCUCUGCUCUCUGCACGUGUGUCAAGGAAAAGUAGCUCUGCCUGGCUUCAAAACAGAAACAGCGCUUGCUCUGAUUCCCCCUAUGCCUUGAAUUCCUCAGGAGGGCUUGUUUGGAACAGGGACGGCAGCUGAUAGCCCUCAGCCCACAGAUAAGCCAGCAAAAAGUUUGAUUGUGCCACUGUGAUUCCUUUAAAACAGUUUGCAAAAUGCACAUUUGUGGAUGCUGCUUAAAUCAGAGGGCUGAUUUGCAGCAGGGGAAGGGGGGGGGGAGGAAAGGACACUGAAUUUUUAGCGAUGAAAGACGGGCAGCUGAGGAGGGGGCAAUGCAGAAAAAAACAGGGCUGGGGGCUGCAAUUAAAUCAUUGCCCUUGCAAUAUCCGUUUGCAUUCUCACAAUCCUCGCUCUGUUUUACUUUUCUCCAGCUCUCCUCAGCCGGAUGGGGGUGGGUGGGGAGAGGGAAGGUACAUAUUAAGGAGGGUAACAUUUCGCCCCAAAUUUGGGGUAUUUUUCAUUUUGUUCUGUUCUUUGUGAGAAGCUCAUCACAUUCCAGCAGGCCGGUUCAUCAGCUUCCAUUCCCCAGAACUCCCAGUGCUCAAUUUAUGACCGCUUUGAAGUUAUGAUGGGGGCUGAAAAAAAGGACUCGUGGCUGCUUCUCACACUGUUGCGGUGUCUACGUGGUUGUGUAAUCAAAAUUCGGAGUGCUUGGCAAUCGCCAGGGGUUUCGGAGAGUCACAGCCACCCAGGAACAUGUGGCCUCCCUUUGUGAUCUUUCCAGACAGACAAAGUCAAUGGGGAUGCCAGAUUCACUUAACAGCUGCAUGAUUCAUUUAACAACCAUGGUGAGAAAGAUCAUAAAAUGGGCAGUGGCUCAUUUAAUGACCACAUCACUUGAGGACAGAAGUCCCAGUCCCAAAUUUGGUUAUAAGUUGAGAACUACCUGGAUUUCAGCUUCCCAGAAUCCCCCAAUCAAAAGAGUAUUGGCCACCAAUGAGAUGACUCUGCUUCAAACAGCCCCCCCCCCAAUCUUUUGCUCCAGAAAUUCCUUGCAGCCUUAAAGACUCAACACUUUGAACAAUUUUAGGCUGUUUCCUUCACCCACCCAGUCCCUACAAAAAUAAAAAUCUGUGUAAACUCA
Crotalus tigris (Tiger rattlesnake) is the source of this 3829-nucleotide messenger RNA. It is a transcript of the gene PRRX2, whose product is annotated as paired related homeobox 2. Bases 1385 to 2158 code for a protein of 257 amino acids. The transcript is spliced from 4 exons. The record is from RefSeq and is a predicted model, not a curated record. Lineage: Eukaryota; Metazoa; Chordata; Lepidosauria; Squamata; Viperidae. Gene Ontology annotation, biological process: regulation of DNA-templated transcription. Gene Ontology annotation, molecular function: DNA binding; DNA-binding transcription factor activity, RNA polymerase II-specific.